UCUCUGUGUCUCUGUCCCACUGUUGCCAUUCCGACGCACAUCCCUCGCAGGCGAGCAACAGCUACGCGGAGUUGGCCAAAGUGGACUACACAGAUUCCUCUGCGCGCAGACCCGACUCCACACCCGGCUCUCCAUCCUCUGCUCGGGGCGAACAGCAGCAGGGAGAUGCGCCCCUGGACAGAGGUUCGGUGUCGGUAAAGUCAGAUAAAGAGAAUGAGAGUGAGACAGGGCGCAGUGUAGCGCUCCUGUAGCAUCGCAUCCACCACUCAGGAAUAACGGGACCCGAUUAAAUGCAACAGAAAGAAGCGCUCGGUUAUUUCUCUGAGGAUUGCUGUCGGUAGAAUGGGGCGGUGAGAGCCUCAUCGCAACUGAAGUCAUGAGAAUUGGGAGAGGAACAAAAAGCUCGGCUGCGGUGCUCUGUGUUUGAGUCUCCAUCCACCCGAAGGGUCCAGUCUACACACCUUUAUUCAUGUUGCAAAAGCCUGUUUUAUGACAAUGGAUUACUUGCUGUGGGUGUGCAGCCUCAUUGUUCCCGUGGUGCUGGCCGUGGAAGAAACCCUUAUGGACAGUCGAUGGGCAACCACAGAGCUGGCUUGGACCACGUUCCCAGAGAGUGGGUGGGAGGAGGUUAGUGGCUACGACGACUCCAUGAGCCCAAUCAGAACCUACCAGGUGUGUAAUGUUCGACAGCCCAACCAGAACAACUGGCUCAGGACAGACUUUAUUCCCCGCAAGGGCGUGCUGCGCGUCUAUGUGGAGCUCAAGUUCUCCGUUCGUGACUGCGCCAGCAUCCCCAACAUCCCCGGCUCGUGCAAAGAGACCUUUAAUCUGUUUUACUAUGAAUCAGAGGGGGACACAGCUACAGACACCAGCCCUCUGUGGAGGGAAAACCCCUAUGUGAAGGUGGAUACUAUCGCCCCAGAUGAGAGUUUCUCUCUGCUGGAGACGGGCAGGAUCAACACCAAAGUACGCAGCUUUGGCCCCCUCUCCAAGGCAGGCUUCUACCUGGCGUUCCAGGACCUGGGCGCCUGCAUGUCGCUCAUUUCAGUCAGGGUUUUCUUCAAGAAGUGCUCCACCACCAUCGCCAAUUUCGCUGUCUUCCCCGAGACUGCAACAGGGGCUGAAGCCACCUCCUUAGUGAUCGCUCCGGGGGCCUGUGUGACCAACGCUAUGGAGGUGUCCGUCCCUCUGAAGCUGUACUGUAACGGGGACGGCGAGUGGAUGGUUCCUGUGGGCUCGUGCACCUGCGUUGCCGGCUUUGAGCCUUCUGCAGACGGCACUCAGUGCCAGGCUUGCAUCCCUGGGACCUUCAAAUCCAAAUUUGGGGAGGGAUCCUGUGCUCCCUGCCCGUCCAACAGUCGCACCAGUGCACGAGGAGCCAAUAUUUGUCCCUGCCAAAAUGGUUUCUACCGAGCUGACAGCGACCCGCCUGACUCCGGCUGCACCACCAUCCCCUCGGCGCCUCGCAACGUUAUAUCUAGUGUGAACGAGACCUCGCUGUCCUUGGAGUGGGAGGAGCCCAAGGACACAGGCGGGAGGAGCGAUCUCGUCUAUAACGUAGUGUGUAAGAAAUGCCUGCGAGACCGGAGCCCCUGCACACGCUGCGACGACAACGUGGACAUCGCUCCUCGCAGGCUGGGGCUGAGGCAGAGGAAGGUGGUAGUGAGGAAUCUGCAGGCUCACACCCGCUACAGCUUCGAGGUGCAGGCGGUCAAUGGGGUUUCUGGGAAAAACCCCACCUCACCCAGCUACUCCACAGUCAACAUCACCACCAACCAAGCCGCGCCAUCAGCUGUGCCCACCGUUCAUCUGAUGCGCUCCACCUCAGACACUCUCAGCCUGUCAUGGCUACCACCUGAGAAACCCAACGGGGUCAUCCUCGACUACGAGAUUAAAUACCAAGAGAGGGGCCAGGCCAUGUCCCACACUGUAACAUCCCAGCAUAGCUCAUCCAAGGUGGAGGGGCUGCGGGCCGCCACGCCCUACGUGGUGCAGGUCAGAGCUCGCACUGUUGCUGGAUACGGACGCUACAGCAACCCUAUGGACUUCAGCACCAGCCUGCACAGUGACCCUCAGAAGUCGGUGCAGGACCAGCUGCCUCUCAUCAUCGGGUCAGCCUCCGCGGGUCUGGUGGUCAUUGUUGCCAUGGUGGUUAUUGCUGUUGUCUGCCUUAAGAAGCAGCGCAGCGGCUCAGAGCUGGAGUACACUGAGAAACUGCAGCAAUACAUUUCUCCGGGGGUCAAAGUGUACAUCGACCCUUUCACCUACGAGGACCCCAACGACGCCGUCCACGAGUUUGCCAAAGAGAUAGACAUCUCCUGCGUGAAAAUAGAAGAAGUCAUCGGUGCAGGUGAAUUCGGCGAGGUGUGCCGCGGGCGUCUCAAGCAGGCCGGCCGCAGGGAGAUGGUCGUGGCGAUUAAGACUCUGAAAGCCGGCUACACCGAGCGCCAGAGACGGGACUUCCUUGCCGAGGCCUCGAUCAUGGGCCAGUUCGACCACCCCAACGUGAUCCGGCUGGAGGGCGUCCUGACGCGGAGCUGCCCAGUCCUCAUCAUCACCGAAUUCAUGGAGAACGGAGCGCUUGAUUCCUUCCUCAGGCUGAACGACGGGCGCUUCACGAUGACGCAGCUGGUCGGGAUGCUGCGGGGCAUCGCUGCAGGGAUGAAGUACCUGUCAGACAUGAACUAUGUUCAUCGGGACCUCGCCGCCCGGAAUAUCCUGGUCAACAGCAACUUGGUCUGCAAGGUCUCUGACUUUGGCCUGUCACGCUUUCUGGACGACACUUCAGCUGACCCCACUUACACAAGCUCCCUGGGAGGGAAGAUUCCCAUCCGGUGGACAGCGCCAGAGGCCAUCGCCUUCAGGAAGUUCACCUCCGCCAGUGAUGUGUGGAGUUACGGCAUUGUCAUGUGGGAGGUGGUGUCCUAUGGAGAGAGGCCAUACUGGGACAUGAGCAACCAGGAUGUGAUGACGGCAGUAGAGCAGGACUACCGACUGCCCCCGCCGAUGGACUGUCCCAUGGUGCUGCACCAGCUGAUGCUCGAGUGCUGGAUGAAGGAGAGAAACAUGAGGCCCAAGUUCUCCCGCAUCGUCAGCACCCUGGACAAACUGCUCCGUAACGCCGCCAGCCUCAAGGUGGUGACCAGCACCUACUCAGGGGACCUGCUGCGGCUCGGAGGGACGCUGCCGGGACACAACAGGAAGAGUCCGGAGAGCAGUCAGGAAAUCGUUCGGCAACAGAUGAGCCAAACUCUCCCCAUCAGAGUGUGAGCCACUGUGAACCCGGAGGAUACAGAAUGAAUAAAAAACUACCUAGAAAACUCUGACGCGAAGAGCCCCGAUGUAAAAUAAAAAGAAGAAAAUAAAAGAAGAAAGCUCCGGCUACAGAGAGAGAAAGAGGACCGUUUUGGAGAUUUCUUUCCAACUGGAGAUUUAAUGUCCGUUUAAAGAGAACUUUUCAUUGCAGUGUGUGUGUGUUCAUUACUUGCCACUUGUGGAUUUGUGACUAUUGACAUAAAGCCAAACUUCCUAUUGCCCCCUCUCAGGUUGUGUUUGCAUGUCUGCAUGUGUUUUAAGCUGGUUGGGAAUCAGUCUUUCCUUCUCUUCACCCUCAGACUGAGGACUGGAGAGGUUACACACCGAUGAUGGGUGUCUAGAUGACACAACAGUGCCAAGAUAAAGCGAAACAUUUGCUUUAAAUGAACUCUGAAGACAGCUCGACAUCUGUAGACCUUCAAUCCGAUUGAUUUUUUAUUUUUUUUUACCCAACCAAACUCUUUUAUUUUGCUUUGCUUUUUUUUCAAGAAAAAAAAAACACACUUUUCAUCUGCUUCCUCUUAAAUACUGUCUUCCACAUGUACUGGGAGACAUACGUGUUACAAAUCUGUACAAAGCAUCCGAGUCUUCACACUGUCUCUCCAUCAGAGGGGAGAUGUAACUGACACUGUGCGGGACACGUCGUGUGCAUGCCAAAGUGGAAACUUCUUCAUGAGAAAAGUACAAAUAAGUUCCACAUUAACUGUUGCUUUGGUGGCAUUUUGCUGUAUGGACUUUAACGUCCAUGUCUUUCUUAACCUUAUUUGACUCAUAUACGCAUUGUUUUGAAUGCUAAGUUAUUAUCUAUUAUCGCAAAGAGGUGGAUUUUUUGUGUUUUUUUUACAAGUACCGGGGCUUAACUUUUUUAUUACAAUGCUUGUUUUUUCAUACAUUAACAAACCGGACAGACAUGAAUGAGUGAAUUAAGGAGGAAAUGUUCUGCUCAGACAGAAUAAUCAUUUUUAAAAACACUGAGGAGACUUUGUGGAGAUUGCUGUUAGGCAUUUUUUUUAAAAAUUGAAAAAGCGCCCGUGGUAGUGCUGUGUUGUAUAUUUUACUUUGGCAAACGUGUUGCAGAUCAGUGGGAGUUAAAAAGGUCACUAUCCAGAUGAUAGCUUUGUGACCUUAAUAUUGACCUGACCUACAAACAUUGAUGUAGAACAAAUCACUCAUUGGUUCAUUUCUCCUGACAUAUGUUUUCUUCAGUACGCCAGCUGUCAGCGCAGUUCCUAUCUAAAACAACUGCCUGUAUAUAAUACUAUAUUUCUAUUAGACCAGUCAGCUCAGCAUCUACAACUAUCUGAGCUGAUUCUGGCGUCUCUAUGACCCUCGUUUAUAUGCUUGUUUGUUUAUUGUUGAGGAGCAAACAAAUGGAGAAAUUAAAGUUUAAUGGUCAUUACAUAUCUGAAACUAUAUGUCACAAUGAAAGAAGAAACUGUGUGUCUGUUAGGGCAGACUUUUUCCUGUGCAAUUAAAGGUGUAUUAGAUUGUAAAAAAAAAAAUGCCAGAAAACUAGAACAAAAAUAAGCAUUUCUCUUUCAGUAUUUUUACGAUAAUCAUAUGCAAAUAAAUUAUUAAACGGA
Messenger RNA from Dicentrarchus labrax (European seabass), 4898 nucleotides. RefSeq names its product eph receptor B3a (gene ephb3a). The coding region runs from base 490 to 3270 and encodes 926 amino acids. Gene Ontology annotation, biological process: cell surface receptor protein tyrosine kinase signaling pathway; axon guidance; protein phosphorylation. The transcript is spliced from 15 exons. Gene Ontology annotation, molecular function: protein binding; ATP binding; transmembrane-ephrin receptor activity. Lineage: Eukaryota; Metazoa; Chordata; Actinopteri; Moronidae. The record is from RefSeq and is a predicted model, not a curated record. Gene Ontology annotation, cellular component: plasma membrane; neuron projection.